This is a messenger RNA of Amaranthus tricolor (Joseph's coat), 3247 nucleotides long. RefSeq names its product probable receptor-like protein kinase At5g38990. Gene Ontology annotation, biological process: protein autophosphorylation. Gene Ontology annotation, molecular function: transmembrane receptor protein tyrosine kinase activity; ATP binding. The transcript has 3 exons. Gene Ontology annotation, cellular component: plasma membrane; plasmodesma. The coding region runs from base 150 to 2981 and encodes 943 amino acids. The record is from RefSeq and is a predicted model, not a curated record. Lineage: Eukaryota; Viridiplantae; Streptophyta; Magnoliopsida; Caryophyllales; Amaranthaceae.
ACGGUCAACAUACAUAUUAGUGUUAUACAAAAUUAUUACUCUGAAAAUAAUGCACCUCAAAAAUCACAUUUUUGAAUUUAAAUUGAUUAGAUAGAAAUACAAAUACUAUUAUCCAAAAUCAUUUAAUUUUCUAUCUCCAAUCUCCAAUAAUGUUCGUUCACCCUCAAAUGCUCCUUACACUUCUUUCCUUCCUCUUCAUCACAACACUAACAAAUUCCAUUACAACCCCAUAUAAACCACCCGACCACCUCUUCAUCAACUUUGGCCUACCAAAAAAUUCUCCACAACCCACUGAUAAGCGCGGUAACAGAUGGCAGAGCGAUCAAGAUUUCAUUCUAGCAACGCAAUCUGCCACCAGUAACUCCACUGCAAAAGCAGUGGAGGCGGCUUCAACUCCUUAUCCCAUGGCCCGAAUAUUUCGGGCCACGACAACAUAUUCCAUACCUGUUACUACGUGGGGCCCAAAACUAGUCCGCCUCUACUUUCCACCCCUAUCCAUAUCCUACGACAUCAUAGACACCAAAUCGUCUUUUCUUUCGCUCACAAUUAAUGGGUUCAAUAUUUUGCGCAAUUUUAGCGCGUUUGCUGUUACGACUAACGCGAACGCGCACGCCAAUACAACUGCGCCCAUAACAUCCGAGGGGCUUGUAAGAGAGAUUUACAUCUCUUUGAACGAAGGAAACGGGCAAAAGGGUCUAAACCUAACUUUCUCACCAAGUAACCCGGAUGGGUUCGGGUUCAUAAACGGGUUGGAGAUUAUAUCUGUUCCUGAUGGGUUAUACUUUAACCGUUCCGGAUCCAAUAUGGUUCCAUAUCUUACGGGUGGGAUUCAAGAUUAUUUGAAUAACCCGUUUAAUUUUUCGGAUUCAAUAGCUAUGGAAAAUAUUAUCCGGCUGAACGUUGGUGGGUCGAUCGUGGAUCCGAGUGUUGAUUCCGGACUUAGCCGGACUUGGUUCGGCAGAGACGAUGACUACAUGAUUAAUGGUCUAAACUACACAGUGUUGAACAACGAUACCACAAUCACAAACUUCAAUUAUACAGUUGCAACACCAUCUUAUACAGCGCCAGAAUUAGUGUACUUGACAAUGAGGUUGAUGGGACCAUAUGUUAAAAAAUUGAAGCAAAACCAAAAUAUGACAUGGUUGUUCGAGGUCGAUGUUGGAUUUAAUUAUCUUGUGAGGCUCCAUUUUUGCGAGUUAGAUUCCAAAAUCAACAACACUGGCCAAAGAGUUUUCCACGUUAGUAUCAACAAUCAAAUGGGUGCACAUGAUAUUGAUGUUUUUGCGCUAACUGGUGGCAUUUUCAUUCCAAUGUAUCGAGAUUUCGUUACGCUCUUUGAAGGUAGUGGUACCAACAAAGCUAGUGUCGAAACCAGAGGUCUUCUUUCAGUGACACUUACUCCCGACCUUACCUCAACAUAUGGCGAUGUCUUGCUCAAUGGAUUGGAGAUUUUCAAGUUGAACUCUUCAAAUGGUUCUCUUGCCGCACCAAAUCCUAAUAUCACUAUGACUUUAACAUCUUUACAAGGUAAUAAUCGAUCGUCGAAUAGUUCUAAUCAUUUAAUACCGAUUAUCGGAGGAAUCCUUGGUGCUAUUCUAGUAGUCGCACUCAUAUCAUCAAUAUAUUUCAUAAUCAUUUUCCGAAGAAAAAAUGAGAAACAAAAAUUCAUGAAAACAAUGAGCAAAGAUGAUACUAGCAAGCUUAAGUGGAUUUCGCCGUUGGAUGAUUCUGGAUCUAAUGCAACUACCGCUAGUGUGAUUUCUUCUCUGCCGUCCGAUCUUUGUCGACGUUUCUCAUUUGCGCAAGUUAGGGUUGCUACGAACGAUUUCGACGACGAUUUGAUCAUAGGAACCGGUGGGUUCGGUAAAGUUUACAAGGGUUCAAUAGAUGAUGGAGCCACUAUUGUGGCCAUAAAACGUCUUACGACAACAUCGAAGCAAGGCGCUCGCGAGUUUGAAACAGAAAUCGAGAUGCUAUCGAGACUACGUCACGUACAUUUGGUGUCCUUAAUCGGAUAUUGUGACGAACACGGUGAAAUGAUCAUAGUUUACGAGUAUAUGCCACGUGGCACUCUUCGGGAUCACUUGUUGUACAAGAAUCCCGAGAGAAGCGAGAACCAUACACCAUUGUCGUGGAAGCAACGACUUAUGAUUUGUCUUGGAUCAGCUCGCGGUUUGCACUAUCUUCACGCGGGUGCUAAACAAUUGAUUAUUCAUCGAGAUGUCAAGUCUACGAAUAUUCUUCUUGAUGAUAAGUGGACGGCCAAAGUCUCAGACUUCGGCCUUUCAAAGGUAGGACCCACUCCUGGUGAUAUGGGUCCUACCCAUGUUAGUACCGCUGUUAAAGGAAGUGUUGGAUAUUUAGAUCCAGAGUACUAUCGACGUCAACAAUUGACAGAGAAAUCAGAUGUAUACUCCUUCGGAGUUUUGUUGUUCGAGGUUUUAUGUGCUCGAUUUGCGAUGAACCCUAAUCUACCCAAGCAACAAGUGAACUUAGCCGUGUGGGCUCGUUAUAACUACAAAAAUAAAACCCUCCACACAAUUGUCGAUCCAAAUCUAACAGGGCAAAUUGCACCCGAAUGUCUAAAAAAAUUUGGAGAAGUGGCAGAAAUGUGUAUACGAGAACAUGGAAGUGAUCGUCCUUCGAUGGGGGACGUAGUUUGGGGCCUUGAAUUUGCCUUACAACUACAAGAAACCGCGGAGAAAAUUAUGCAAAACAAUUUAAGUGAUGAUCCUCAAGGAGAAAUUUCAGAUUCUACGAUAAGUUUUAAACUUGAUGGGGAAAAUGCAUUAGGUUCAAUGUAUAUUGAGAAUGAAUCGACCACAUUAAAUGAUGAUUUUUCUGAUACUAAGAUGGUUGAUAUGGGCACAAAAAAGUUAUUGGAUAGUAGAACUACUACAUUUAAUUCAUCGGAAUCACCCAUAAUUGAUAUGAAGUCUGGUUCGGUUUUUUCUGAGAUUAUCGACCCAAAAGCCAGAUGACUCGUACAAAUUGUUGUAUGAGACGAUUUCUCUAUAAAAUGUGUUUCAUACGACAUGAGAAUAUAAGAUUUUUAUUUCUCAUACAAGAGUAUCUAAAAGAAAUAAGAAAAUAUAUUUUUUUUGUAAAUUUUUUUUUGAGGAUAAUAAAUAUAACUGUUAAUUUGUUAAUUAGUAUUAUAUUUUGAAUAUUUCAAGGUACGGUUGUGUUUUUAAUAUGAAUAAUUAUAUCAUAAAAAUAUAAGAUGCAUAAGUGCCGUGUUAGUCCA